Messenger RNA from Durio zibethinus, 1323 nucleotides. It is a transcript of the gene MOS4, whose product is annotated as modifier of snc1,4. The record is from RefSeq and is a predicted model, not a curated record. Gene Ontology annotation, cellular component: precatalytic spliceosome; catalytic step 2 spliceosome; Prp19 complex. Lineage: Eukaryota; Viridiplantae; Streptophyta; Magnoliopsida; Malvales; Malvaceae. Gene Ontology annotation, biological process: mRNA processing.
UUUUAAAUCCAGCACGGAAGAGAGAAUAACACCCCUAACGGCGCGGCCACAAAUACAAGCGGUUGGUCAGUAGCACCAUAUCUACGCGAAAACAGUAGCAGAGAGGUAGAAAGAUUGACAAUGGGUGGCAACAGCGGAGAGAUCCUUAUGUUGGAGGCACCUCCGACACCUGCUCGGCCCUGGGCCUCUGCUUCCAAUGCCGAGACUUUGGACGCAUUACCCUACAUUGACGACGACUAUGGGAACCCAAAGGUCAAGGAAGAGGUUGAUCGAUUGGUCGAGGAAGAGAUGCGUAGGAGUACCAAGAAGCCCGCCGACUUUCUCAAGGAUUUGCCCCCUCUGCCCCGCUUUACUUUUCAGAAUCACCCCAUGAUUGGCAAAGAGUAUGAGCGCGUGAGAGCGGGGAGGCCACCCGUGACCCUUGAUUUUUCCUCACGGUAUCAAGUUGAACCCCCUCCCAUGAAUAAGAGAAAUGAUGAAAGUGCUUGGAAGCAGGCACUUCAGAGAGCUCAGCGAUCAUUACAACAUCAAGUCAUUAGGUUGGAGAAUUUGGAGUUGAUGUUAAAAUAUGGCUCUGAUGUAUGGAGACAGAACAACCAACGAUUGGAAGGAUUUUUGGCCAGAAUGCAAAAUUUGGCUCAGCAGCAAAAUGACAAAAUUGAAACUGUGAACCGUGAAAGAAAAUAUCAUCAGCAAAAUACUGCUUAUGAGCUCAAUGCUUUGUCCGCACAAUGGAAGGAGCUUUGUCAGAAAAACAUAGAAAUUCAUUCUGCAUGUGCUUAUAUUGAAAAUCAUAUAGAAGAAUUGAGGAGAGAAGCUGCUGAGAGAGGCUGGAACUUGGAAGCUAAUUUAGAGAAUGGUGCUUUUUCACCUUCAGGAUAGCAAGGCUUUCAAAAUAUUCAAUGGGUCGAUAUGGUUUGGUGGAAGCUUGCCACUGCUAUGGAGAGUCCUUGAUGCCAUGUUCACGGGAUAUGACAAUUGACGGAAUGUUAUAGCAGUUUUAGGGGCAACAUCACAUCCUGCUUCUACUUAAGAACUUCAUUUACUUGUUAUAAAUGCAUUCAACUGAAUUGAAGUUUGGUAGCAUGACUCCUAAAAUUAUCAUAGAAUAGACUGUUGUUCCUCCCAUAAGCACAACUCGUAUUGGGAGAAAUAUUUUUAUUUAGAAAGUUUGAUUGUGCUUUUCUUGAUGCGUCCAAUAACUUUGGUAUGAGAUUGUCUCAAGUUUUAACUAAAUUAUGUAAUAUCGUGCGUGGGAAAGGUUUAUGAAUAAUGAGUUAGCUCUAUUGUAGAUAAGCAAUAUAAGAGGAGUGAAUUGAAUUA